Molecule: messenger RNA, 973 nt
Organism: Paramisgurnus dabryanus
Lineage: Eukaryota; Metazoa; Chordata; Actinopteri; Cypriniformes; Cobitidae
Source: RefSeq, a predicted model, not a curated record
GCGUCCUUGCCGAGCACCUUGACUAUUUAAAGCCAUGAUGAUCAUAGCCUCAAGCAGAACCUGACCAAACAGAAACAUUUUUUGUCUAGAAAACAGAUGCAUGUUUAGUUUCAAGUUCCACUUGCUUUGACUCAUGAGCCUGGAUUUGAAAAUAUACAAAAACAGGAAUUCAGUUACGAUGCUGCCUCUGGUCCUAUGCUUCAUCUUCCUCUUCUGCAAAGGUCUCGCUGAAGACACAGUGGCAGAGGACAUUGGACCUCACCAGCUGGAGCGUUUGGUGGGGCUUCUGACAGAUCGUGAGUGUGAGGAGCUCAUUUCUGUCAUGUCUCAUGACGAGGAGAAUGUCUUCCAACGCCUGGACCGACUUUCACCAGAAAGAAACCAGCUACAACUGGAAACACGAAGACGGAGAAAUACAAGUAAGCAAACUUAUUGUCGCUCGGCACUCAAGGACUGGCUGCAGACUCAUGGCAGGCAGAUUUACUACGACAGGCUGUCUCGUGCACUGCAACAGAUUGGCAGGACUGACAUUGCCAUAGAGGUGGGUAAAAACAUCAACCAGGAUAAAAUUCUUGCCAUGCAAAGAUAUGUAGAUGGGUACCACGAUCUUGUUAAUAAAAUGGCCGCCCAACAAGAGAAGCACCAAUCAGAUUCGGAGGAUAAUGAUGACCAUGAAGAGGAGCUGCUGUACUCUCCAAAACAGGCAAGAGGGUUUACCUGGGAAGAUGUGGAUUUAGUGGUAAAGAGGCAGCCUGUGCCACCUUCUCAGCGUCGACUACUCAACAUAGCGUGGCCUCUGCUUUACGGCCUCGUCCUUGGAUUUGCCGGGGCGCUGCUCGUGAGUGUGUCCAUCCUGCUUAUUACCAUAUAUGUAUCCCGUGGCAACACAACUAAUUACAAAACUGCCCAUCAUCAUCCUCUACUUGGCGUUGUGACAUCAUCAGGGAGAGCUCCUUCGAAAACAGUGCCCUGA